AUGGGAAAACAUAAUCUUGGACGUCUUGCUGCGAUAGUGGUGUCUGUUGUUGGCUUUGCAAUAAGUUUGGUGUUCAAUGGGCUGUCUGUAGUUGGAAUUGGACUUUAUGAUACCACUACAGCUAAUGUGUCUGCAGUGUUUGACACCCAGAUCACACCUUCAGGAUGGACUUUUAACAUCUGGAGUGUAAUCUACAUCUGGCUGACAGCGAUGAUUAUCUACAUUGUUGCAGGACUUUGCAGAAAGAAUGGUUAUGGCUAUGUCUACUGCAGCCCUGCAGUGUUGCCUUAUGGAUUCUUCAUUAGCUGGUGCCUCAAUCUGUGUUUCAAUAUUGGCUGGCUGCUUGUUUGGGACAGAGGAAUGAUGAUUGCUGCACUGAUUUUUCUCUUCCUGGUCAUCUGCACAAACUACUCAAUGAUAUGUUUCACGUGCCAUGGACUUCAUGUUUAUGGAGCCUGGCUCAAGAAAUACCACAAAGCAGACUUGUGGCUCCUCCGUGUGUUGGUUCAGAAUGGUGUGAUGAUAUACACAACAUGGACAACCAUUGCAACACUAAUUAACCUGAGCAUUGUACUGACUUAUGAUGUAAAAAUGUCCCCAACGGAUGCUGCAACCAUUUCGUACUCUGUUUUGUCUGCUGUGCUGCUUGUGUGGUUUGUUUUGGAAAACUUUGUCCUUGACAAACACGUGCGGUACAUCCUCAUCAUUUACCCGGUUGUGAUCUGGGCGCUGUCGGGAAACCUGGACAAAAACUACGAUGCUAAAUCACCCAGCCGCAAUGGCAUCUUCAUUGUUGUGCUGCUGGCGUUAGCCUCUGUACUGUUUGUCAUCCGGAUUGUUUUGGUGGUUUGGAGACACAUCAGACAGCCGCUCUACACAGACAUCAGUCCCAAAGCCAUGGAACCGAUGGAGAUUGCUGAGAAGCAGAAAAAGAUUUUCCGAUAA
Molecule: messenger RNA, 945 nt
Organism: Perca fluviatilis (European perch)
Lineage: Eukaryota; Metazoa; Chordata; Actinopteri; Perciformes; Percidae
Exons: 7
Coding region: 1-945 (314 amino acids)
Source: RefSeq, a predicted model, not a curated record